Molecule: messenger RNA, 1608 nt
Organism: Amphimedon queenslandica
Lineage: Eukaryota; Metazoa; Porifera; Demospongiae; Haplosclerida; Niphatidae
Product: isocitrate dehydrogenase [NADP] cytoplasmic-like
Exons: 11
Coding region: 88-1449 (453 amino acids)
Biological process (GO): isocitrate metabolic process; NADP+ metabolic process
Cellular component (GO): peroxisome; mitochondrion; cytosol
Molecular function (GO): isocitrate dehydrogenase (NADP+) activity; magnesium ion binding; NAD binding
Source: RefSeq, a predicted model, not a curated record
GGUUGCAGAGGACAAAUCAACUUAAACUUUUAAUUGAGUGUAAAGGUACACUAUACAGCCUCUGGUACUCUAGUCGUGACGUGGAUUAUGGCUUCCUUUUUGUCUUUUGUCACGCGUGCACCCCUGACAUCCGUCAGACCAUUUCAGUCAUCAGCUGGAAAGCUAUUAAGGUCACAAGUUCUUCAGUCUAGAUACCCUUCCCCACUGAUAGCAAGAGCAAUGGCAACCAAAAUUCAAGGUGGAACUGUUGUGGAAAUGCAAGGAGAUGAAAUGACAAGGAUUAUUUGGGAUUUGAUUAAAGAAAAGUUGAUUCUUCCAUUUAUUGAUUUGGAUAUCAAAUUCUAUGAUUUGGGAAUUGAGAACCGUGACAAGACUAAUGAUCAGGUCACAUUUGAUUGCGCUGAGGCAAUUAAAAAGUAUAACGUUGGAAUAAAGUGUGCCACCAUUACACCAGACGAGGCAAGAGUAGAAGAAUUCAAUCUCAAGGAAAUGUGGAAGUCGCCAAAUGGAACAAUCCGUAACAUACUCGGAGGAACAGUUUUUAGGGAAGCAAUCAUCUGUAACAACAUUCCACGUCUUGUACCAGGCUGGAAAAAAUCCAUAGUUAUUGGUCGUCAUGCUCAUGGUGAUCAGUAUAAAGCAACUGAUAUUGUAAUUCCUGGUCCUGGUAAAGUUGAACUGGUGUAUACCCCUAAAGGUGGAGAGCCACAGUGUCAUACUGUUUUUGAUUUUAAGGAUGGCGGUGUUACAAUGGGAAUGUACAACACUGAUGAAAGUAUACGUGACUUUGCUCACAGUUCUUUCCGUUAUGCAAUUAGCAAGGGUUGGCCUUUAUACAUGAGUACUAAGAACACAAUCCUGAAGCGUUAUGAUGGACGCUUUAAGGAUAUUUUUGAAGAAAUAUACCAGAAAGAUUACAAGAGUCAGUUUGAUGCUAAGGGGAUAUGGUAUGAACAUCGCCUGAUUGAUGACAUGGUGGCACAAGCACUCAAAAGUGAAGGAGGGUUUGUCUGGGCAUGCAAGAACUACGAUGGUGAUGUACAGAGUGAUGUAGUUGCUCAAGGGUAUGGAAGUUUAGGCAUGAUGACCAGUGUCCUUGUAUGUCCUGAUGGCAAGACAGUUGAGAGUGAAGCUGCUCAUGGAACUGUGACACGUCAUUAUAGAAUGCACCAGCAAGGAAAAGAGACAUCUACUAACCCAAUAGCUUCUAUUUUUGCAUGGACUCGUGGUCUUGCCCAUCGUGCUAAACUUGAUAAUAAUCCUGAAUUGACACGUUUUUGUGAUAAUUUAGAAAAAGUUUGCAUAGAAACAAUUGAGGCAGGGAUCAUGACUAAGGAUUUAGCUGGGUGUAUUAAAGGGAUACAAAAUGUCACUCCUGAUGACUAUCUCAACACUUUUGCUUUCCUUGACAAAUUAGCGGAAAAUCUAAAGGCAAAGCAGGCUAAAUGACUAAAUGAAAGUAGAAAGUCACAUCUUUGACUGAGGCCGCUGUAUAGUAUGUAGUUCAAUUUAUUUAUUAUUAAUAUUAAUAUUAACUUAUUAGUAGUAUCAAAAUUAUUUUUGUUUGAUUAUUAUGCUUUAAUAAAUUUGUCUCUUUCAUAACAAAAA